UAGAGAAGAUGAAGCCCUAUGCACUGGCAUAUUCUGAUGGAUCAUAAUUAACGUGGAUGGAUGAAUAAGAACGAUACCAUGGAAUUCAAACCGGAACAGCUCAACUUCUUCAGGUUGUGUUACAUCGUCUUCGACAUCGUUCCUCAAAGCCUACGAAAGAUUUUUAAACAAGAAUGGGAUGCACUAUACACAGCUACUCCUGGCCAGUGGGAUGACACGCCUAWUAGUUAUACCUUCUUUUAUARCAUGGAGUCACCGAGGAAUCGUAUAAGAAACAAGCGUCUUCUGGGGUUAAUGUCAAGUGGAGAUAGAAAGGAAUGGGAUUGCACUUGCCUAUUUUAUGCAAUACUUUACUCAGACUGUGUGGGACCAACAUUAAACAUGGUGAUCAAAAAUAGCGUGGAUGAAGUUCGAAAAAUUCGCAAUGAAUUGGCGCACAAUAAAACAGGAAAGACGAGUGAAGCUGAGUUUCGAACUUGUAUACAAAAGAUCAAGAUAGCAUUUUCAUCUUUAAAGCUUGAUACUACAUUAAUUAAAGAAAUUGAAAACCAGAAACAAUUUCCCACAGAAGACGUUACCAAAUUCCAAGAUAAACUAAAGAAAACUGCAGAAGAACUAAAGACCGUGGAAAAAGAGUUACAAGACGAAAAGAAACGAAACGCAGACCCAAAUUCCUUUUGUAUUCUGCCUCCGCAUCCUUCCCAUGACACAAUUUACAGGAAGAAAGAGGUUGAAACGAUAUACCAAGAGAUGCAACGGUUAUCAAGAGAAAAAAAGGGMGAGACGACAGUCGUUUACUUGUCUGGUAAUCCCGGUUCUGGGAAAAGCGUGAUGGCAAGGCAUAUUGGUGAGAUGUGCUACAAUCAUGRUCWYACCAAAGGGUCAUUAACGUUUGUGAUGACGCUUGAUGCAUCCAACAAKGACACUUUGUUAGAUUCAUACAUGACAUUUACUGAGAGACUCAGUUGUUAUCCCGAUUCUAUAACUAAUAUUACUACAUCAAAAAACCUUGAAAAGGAAGAACAAAUUCUACAAYUAAGGAGUCUUGCUAGUAAGCAAGUGGCCAAGUAUUCGACGUGGUGCAUCAUUGCAGAUAAUGUGACCGAUCUGAAAUCUUUCUCAAAAUACUGGCCUCAAGGCGGAGAAAAGAMUCAUGGUGAGKGUAAKAUUCUUGUUACUACCCAAGACAGCAAUUCUAUUUGUGUCGGCUCUCACUACCACCAUGUCUCACUCAGUUCUGGCAUAGMAGAGGAGGACGCACUUGAACURCUUUCUAAAAUAUCUGGAUAUGCUGAUGCAGAAAACGGCAUGAUGGCAAAAGUAUCCGAAGCCUUAGAYCAUCAACCACUUGCUUUAUCUUCUACUGCAGUUUAYGUGCGAAGUGUCCGCRCCAUCAAMARCAAAUAUACGUGGCUUCAGUGUCUGAGGGAUCUUAAGCGUAAACGCGAAAACCUAGAAACAGUGUACAAGAGUACAAGUUUGGUGUACAAAAARMCAAUGACWGCUGCAGUGAAUCUAGCCAUCGAAAGAGAGAUUARUGAAGAGAUUAUGCUUCAUGCAUUUYGUUUUCUAUCUGUGAUUGCACCAGAUCCCAUUCCUUUGGAGUAURUUGUGGAUUAUGUUACSAAGUGCAUGCCUGACGAAGACAAAAAUACGGUUGGUAUAAGAGUUUGUUCGUCAUCUUUAGUGCGUUCGUUGGACCAAAGAAGACAGGCGAUUAGCAUACAUCAGGUGGUCUACCACUGCUUGCGAACGAAUAGARAAAUGGCACAAAGAAGYACAGUUGACAUAUUUACCGUGGUUUCUGCAUUCUCUCUUCUAGACUCUCGAGAAGUCAAUACCAUGGCCAAUACAAGACAACUUAUAAGUCACUURAAGAAAAUUGCAGACGACGUAAAAAACGUCAUGAAAGAGUCCACAACCGAGAAUGUUCUAGAUGAGCAUGUUUGCAAUGUUCUUUACAAUUUGUCGCUCGUUUUAUCCAAACACUACAUAUUUGUAAGUGCACAGCAUUUUUUGMAAGUGCUUUUAGCAUUACAAGUAUCUCAGUCAAUAUGCUCUAAAGCAAGAGAAGUGUUAAUCCUUUUAAUGGGUACGAAUGGCGUCGACUAUAUUUCACAUCUUAACAUAACUGGUAUUAAUCCAUCGGUGGGUGAGACCAUGAACCAGCUAGGCAUUUCAUAUCAGAAACUGGGGCGACUUCAGGAAUCAAUAACUUGUUAUGGAAAAUCCCUUGCUAUCAAUACAUCUUCGUAUGGUGAGAAGAGUCUAUUGGUAGGUGAGACCAUGAGCAACUUAGGCAUUGCAUAUCGGAUACUAGGACGAUUUCAGGAAUCAAUAACAUACUUCGAGAAAGCCCUAGCCAUCAGCACAGCAACGUACGGUGAAUCUCAUCCACUAGUGGGUGACAUCAUGAAAAACUUCGGUACUGCAUACCUGAAACUAGGACGAAUACAGGAAUCAAUAACACAUUACGAAAAAGCCCUUGACAUCUACACAGCUGCAUACGGAGAAAACCAUACAUCGGUAGCUCGGACCUUGGGUAACUUAGGCAUUGCAUACCAAGAACAAGGACAACCACAGAAAUCCAUCAGMUAUUAUGAAAGUGCCUUACCUAUCAAAAUAGCCGCKUAUGGUGAAACCCAUCCAUCAGUGGCUCACCUUCUGAACAACUAUGGUAGUGCAUACUGCAAACUUGGCCAAUUGCAGGAAUCAAUAACGUAUCACGAAAAAGCCCUUGCCAUCUACACAGCUGCUUACGGCGAAAAACACGCGUCAGUGGGUGACACCAUGAACUUCUUAGGCAGUACUUAUCAGAAACAAGAGAGAGUUCACGAAGCAAYCACAUAUUUCGAAAAGGCACUUCAGGUUAUAAAAGYUGCAUACGGUGAAAACCAUCCGUCGGUAGGUGAGACCUUGAACAACUUAGGCAAUGCAUACAGAAUUCUAAAUCGAUUCGAUGAGGCAAGAACCGUCCACCAGAAAGCUUUGGCUAUCUUUGAAAGCAUGUAUGAUAAAAGCCAUCCCUCCAUUUCUCUAACAGAAAAGAAUCUGAGAAAUCUUUGCAACUCCRAAAAAAGUAAUGAAAGCUGCACUCCGCCGCCAAAAACAUCAAGAAGAUCUUCAGGUGAAAAAGAACAUCAAUAAAUGAAGACCCUUCGUGUAUAGUAAUCACGUUAAUUUUAUGUACGUUUCUAGAAGUCCCUACAUAUAACUUGCAAUUGACGUCCAUCAAGGUGCAACCUGCACC
This is a messenger RNA of Exaiptasia diaphana, 3250 nucleotides long. RefSeq lists its product as uncharacterized. The record is from RefSeq and is a predicted model, not a curated record. NCBI's taxonomy places the organism in Eukaryota, Metazoa, Cnidaria, Anthozoa, Actiniaria, Aiptasiidae. The coding region runs from base 61 to 3147 and encodes 1028 amino acids. Gene Ontology annotation, molecular function: protein binding. Gene Ontology annotation, cellular component: kinesin complex. The transcript has 2 exons.